GCGCAUGCGCAAUGGCGGAACCUCCGGCCGUGCGGUUCCCGCCAAUUCCCGCGGCGUUCUUUCUUGGGUCGAGUUCUGUGCGGCAUGGAGUCGUUUGAUCCAGCAGAGUUGCCCGAGCUGCUCAAGCUUUAUUACCGGAGGCUCUUUCCCUACUCCCAGUACUAUCGCUGGCUGAACUAUGGCGGAGUGAUAAAGAAUUACUUUCAACACCGAGAAUUUUCAUUCACAUUGAAAGACGACAUUUACAUUCGUUACCAAUCCUUCAACAACCAGAGUGAUCUGGAAAAGGAGAUGCAGAAAAUGAAUCCAUACAAGAUUGACAUAGGCGCGGUGUAUUCCCACAGACCCAAUCAACACAAUACAGUGAAGCUGGGAGCUUUCCAGGCUCAGGAAAAAGAACUGGUGUUCGACAUUGACAUGACAGACUAUGAUGAUGUGCGGAGAUGCUGUAGUUCUGCAGACAUAUGUUCUAAGUGCUGGACCCUCAUGACAAUGGCCAUCCGCAUUAUCGACCGAGCAUUAAAGGAGGACUUUGGAUUUAAGCAUCGACUCUGGGUAUAUUCUGGAAGGAGAGGUGUUCAUUGUUGGGUCUGUGAUGAAUCAGUUAGAAAGCUAUCCUCUGCAGUACGUUCUGGGAUAGUUGAGUAUUUAAGUCUUGUAAAGGGUGGUCAAGAUGUUAAAAAGAAAGUUCAUCUAAAUGAAAAAAUACACCCUUUUGUCAGGAAAUCUAUAAACAUAAUUAAAAAAUACUUUGAAGAAUAUGCUUUGGUUGAUCAAGAUAUUCUUGAAAAUAAGGAAAGCUGGGAUAAGAUUUUAGCCCUUGUUCCUGAGGCAAUUCAUGAAGAUCUUCAAAAAAACUUCCAAAAGUCUCACAGUUCACUUCAGAGAUGGGAGUAUUUGAAGAAAAUAGCCAGCACAAGUCAGAAUAUCAAAAAUGACAAAUGUGGACCCUGGCUGGAGUGGGAGAUUAUGCUCCAGUACUGUUUUCCACGACUGGAUAUCAACGUUAGCAAAGGAAUCAAUCACUUACUGAAGAGCCCUUUUAGUGUUCAUCCUAAAACAGGUCGUAUUUCUGUGCCUAUCGAUUUACAGAAAGUGGAUCAGUUUGAUCCAUUUACUGUUCCAACCAUAAGCUCCAUCUGCCAUGAACUGGAUGUCAUUUUCACUAGUGAAAAGGAAAAAGAGGAGACUGAUGCUGAAUCUGAUGUCAAACAUAGAACCAAAGAUUAUAAGAAGACCAGUCUAGCACCUUACGUGAAAGUAUUUGAACAGUUUCUUGAAAACCUGGAUAAAUCCCGAAAAGGAGAACUUCUCAAGAAGAGUGAUUUACAAAAAGCUUUCUGAAGAAAACAUCUCCCCUCAAACAAAUGUGGAUAUCAUCUAUCUGCAAGCAAGGAGCAAAUACUUCGAGAGUCAUUUAAUAAAUAUGGCAGAACCAUAUAUGUGUCUUAACGCUUAUACAAUUUCCUUUUCUUGAGAAAUAAUUUAUGUUGAUAAGAUUUCCUGAGGACACCAAAAAGAUUUCUGUCAAAGUUCCUGAAAGCAAUGAAUAAGUGAAAUGCAGAUAAUUUUGUAAAAUUUAGUUAUUAUACAAAGAUAAUUCCAAAGCUUCUGGCACAGUCAGUUCUACCAGUUGCCAUAUGGAGGGGUGAGAAGUAAUAUACGUUGAACUUUCAUUUCAUUUUACUGGAUAUUACCUUUGUAUUUUGGGGUAAAUGACAGGUUUGUCCUUAAGUCAUAGAUACUUGUUAAUUAUACCUAGAAUAUAUAUUCAGUCACUUCCUAAUUUUGUUCAUUUAUAUUUUUAUUGAUAUUGCCUUUUUAAAAAUUAUCUUAAACUGGGCAUUUAAACACACCAAAAAUAAUUCACAAGAUAGGAGUUAGGGCUGCAGAUAUAGCUCAGUUGGUAGAGUGCUGGCCCCAUAAGCACAAGGCCCUGGGCUCAAUCCCUAGCAUGGCAAGGAAAAAAAAAAAAAAAGAUAGGAGUUAUUAGAUGAAAAUUAUUAGGGCCAAGUAGAGUAUUUUCUACAAC
Molecule: messenger RNA, 2032 nt
Organism: Sciurus carolinensis (gray squirrel)
Lineage: Eukaryota; Metazoa; Chordata; Mammalia; Rodentia; Sciuridae
Gene: Prim1
Product: DNA primase subunit 1
Exons: 13
Coding region: 85-1344 (419 amino acids)
Biological process (GO): DNA replication, synthesis of primer
Cellular component (GO): alpha DNA polymerase:primase complex
Source: RefSeq, a predicted model, not a curated record